AUGGGAAAGAUCACCUUUUACGAGGACAAGAACUUCCAGGGACGGCACUAUGAGUGCAGCACUGACUGCACUGACCUGCAGUCUUACUUCAGUCGCUGCAACUCCAUCCGUGUUGACAGUGACUACUGGGUUCUGUACGAGAAACCCAAUUACAUGGGAUACCAGUAUGUUCUGACCAAAGGAGAGUAUCCUGACUACCAGCGCUGGAUGGGCUUCAAUGACAAUAUCAGAUCAUGCCGUACCUACAACUACGUAAGUGAUAGCUUCAGUGGUUCCUACAGAAUGAAGAUUUACGAAAGACCUGAGUUUGGAGGGCAGAUGAUGGAAUUCACUAAUGAUUGUGAAUCAGUCCAGGAUCGCUUCCGAAGCCGUGAAGUUCACUCCUGCAAUGUAACUGAUGGCUACUGGACCAUGUACGAACAUCCCAAUUUCAAAGGCCGACAGUAUUUCCUGAGACCCAGCGAAUACAAGCGAUUCAGCGAUUGGGGAGCAACUUGCCCAACUGUUGGAUCCUUCCGCCGUGUCACAGAGUUCUAA
Messenger RNA from Callorhinchus milii (elephant shark), 537 nucleotides. Its product is annotated as gamma-crystallin M2-like. Gene Ontology annotation, biological process: lens development in camera-type eye; visual perception. NCBI's taxonomy places the organism in Eukaryota, Metazoa, Chordata, Chondrichthyes, Chimaeriformes, Callorhinchidae. The transcript has 3 exons. The record is from RefSeq and is a predicted model, not a curated record. Gene Ontology annotation, molecular function: structural constituent of eye lens. Bases 1 to 537 code for a protein of 178 amino acids.